CGUGAUGAUCCUUCAUCUGCGUCAGACCUGUGUAAACUGGGCUAGACUAUUUAAGGAGCAGCAUUUCAGACUGUUAGAACUUAUCUAACCUGAACACUAGUCUCUCUGAUUUGAACUAGGAAAAAGUAUCUUACUUAAAGCUAUGUACAGUGGUAUCUGCAUCUACAUGUUCCUUGCUAUGCUGUCAACAAGCUCUUUUGGACAGCAGGCUACAGGCUCACACAAUGAGAAUCCUGUGGCCACUGAGCUUGAGCAGAGCUUGACAGAGCAUCACCGACAUGUUCGUGUCCCUUCAUCAGCUGGCCAGCUGAAACCUAUCCAGCGGGUGGAUGGAAAUGUUGACCAAAAAGCCAACAUUGGAGCUUUGUUGGCCAAAUAUCUCCAGCAAGCCAGAAAAGGUCCUACUGGAAGGAUCUCAAUUAUGGGAAACAGGGUACAGAACACUGACCCGUCACACAGGAUAAAUGACAGAGAUUACAUGGGCUGGAUGGAUUUUGGACGCCGCAGUGCUGAAGAAUACGAGGACUCCUCUUAAAGAACAGCAAACUAUCUCAAAAAGAAGAAUCCUACUCCCUUUUCUGUACAGAAGGAAAAAAUUAAUUUGUUGUCCUCUACAAAUCAGUGUUUAAAAAAAUAUAUUAUGUCCUUGAUGUAAAUUUGUCUGUAAAACUAUACAAUGCAAUAUAUACAUAUGCAGAAUUUUCAAAAAAAAAAUGUUCUCUUUCUCCUAUGGUUUCUUCUCAUACACUGUUGAUAUUAUAUUAAAAUUAUUUCAUUUAUUCCCUUCUUGUCCUGUCACAGCAAGUUGCUGGGUGUCUUACAAUAAACUCAAGCAGGAAAAUGCCUUCAUUCUACUAGGUAAAUAUAUUACAUGUGUUAAGCAAGCAUACAGGUGAAAAACCACUUUUAAAAUAAACCUUGCAGCAUUCUCUUUGGUUGUGGACUCUAGAGGUAACCUGUCCAAGUGUCUAUCUAAUAGCACAGUUUUGCCACAAAAGGUCAAGUAUCUUCAUGGUUACCCCAUUUGUAAAGGAUUCAGUUAUACAACAAAGUCACAUGUUUUCAGUGAAUGGUCAACAGUGCUGAACUUUAGGAAAAACCUUACAUCUUCUUGUCUCAGUUAUUUUCUGUUGUGAAUUAAAUGUGAAAAUUCUGCUAACAGCUAUGAAUCAUGGAAUAAAUAGAACAUCCCUUG
Messenger RNA from Caretta caretta (loggerhead turtle), 1195 nucleotides. It is a transcript of the gene CCK, whose product is annotated as cholecystokinin. Gene Ontology annotation, cellular component: axon; extracellular region. Gene Ontology annotation, biological process: digestion. NCBI's taxonomy places the organism in Eukaryota, Metazoa, Chordata, Testudines, Cheloniidae. Gene Ontology annotation, molecular function: neuropeptide hormone activity. The record is from RefSeq and is a predicted model, not a curated record.